AAAACAACUAUAUUUCCACGUCAUCCCCAUAUUUUGCCAUCUUCUUGGUUGCCUCUUCGAUAAUCUUAAUAAAUACAGACAAAUUAUACAACACUACACACACUUGUGUUUUUGGUUUCUUUCUCUCCACCUCUGUUGAAGACGACAUUCAUUUGUGGACAACCCUCUACUUUGCAACCUCUCUGCAUCUCUCUCUUCUCAAGCUCAGUAACAGGACAAAGUACUCUGUUCUUGCACUUUGACACAGCUCUUCAAGUACAAAAGCUUUUCUAGUUACAAAAUGUACCGAUUUUCGGGACUUUUUUUGUCAUUAGCGGUUGUGUUCUUGCUAUUAGACUACUUGGUGGAUGCUGAAAUGAUGACAUGCUCGAAUAUAGUUCCGAUGAGGUACCGGAAAGAUAAGAUAUCGAUUACGGACUUUGGAGGUGUGGGAGAUGGCCGGACUUUGAAUACCAAGGCGUUCCGGGAGGCUAUCUACCGGAUUCAGCAUUUGAAGAGGAGAGGAGGGACAUUUCUUUAUAUACCUAGAGGAGUUUAUUUGACAGGGAGCUUCAAUCUCACUAGUCACAUGACUCUCUUCUUGGCUAGAGGAGCCGUUAUCAAGGCCACAAAGGAUGUGAGACAUUGGCCUUUAAUCGCUCCCUUGCCUUCGUAUGGAAGAGGCAGGGAGCGGCCUGGUGCAAGAUAUAUGAGUUUGAUUCAUGGAAAUGGACUUAGCGACGUCAUUAUCACAGGUGAGAAAGGGACAAUCGAUGGCCAAGGCGAUGUCUGGUGGAAUAUGUGGCGACAUAGAACUCUUCAGUUCACGCGACCCAAUCUGAUUGAGCUCAUGAACUCAAACGACAUUAUCAUUUCAAAUGUGAUUUUCAAGAACUCGCCCUUCUGGAACAUUCACCCUGUAUAUUGCAGCAAUGUUGUAAUUCGACAUGUGACCAUAUUGGCCCCUGCUAACUCUCCUAACACUGAUGGAAUCGAUCCAGAUUCAAGCUCCCAUGUCUGCAUCGAGGAUUCGUACAUAUCUACAGGCGAUGAUCUGGUGGCCAUAAAGAGCGGUUGGGAUGAGUAUGGUAUUGCAUAUGGUCGUCCUAGCAGUUUCAUCACUAUCAGGAGAAUAACAGGAUCAUCGCCUUUUGCUGGUAUAGCAAUCGGAAGUGAAACAUCUGGGGGCGUAGCCAACGUUUUGGCUGAGCACAUAAGCCUGUUUAAUAUGGGAGUUGGCAUCCACUUGAAGACCAACAUUGGCAGAGGAGGAGUCAUAAGAAACAUUACAGUGUCCAGUGUGUAUAUGGAGAAUGUACGAAAAGGAAUAAAAAUUGCAGGCGAUGUUGGAGAUCAUCCUGAUGGAAAAUACAACCGAAGAGCCCUACCUGUAGUCAAGGACAUUGUAAUCAAUAAUGUCUGGGGCGAAAAGGUUCAGCAAGCAGGUUCAAUACAAGGCCUCAGAAAUUCCCCUUUUACUGGGAUAUGUCUUUCCAAUAUUCAUCUUAAUGGCGCGAGGGGAAGGAAAAAUUCUCCGUGGAAGUGCUCGGAUGUAACUGGUGCUGCUGUUCAAGUUAGACCGUGGCCCUGCUCAGAACUGAGUAGCAGCCAUGAAACUGGUGCAUGCUCAGUUCCUUUGUAGAAUACUGUAACAUUUUUAUCUCAAUUCAAGCAAGUGGCAGAAAUUAUUUACAACAUUAAAAGAAGAUUGCAUUAGGGAUG
Molecule: messenger RNA, 1701 nt
Organism: Daucus carota subsp. sativus
Lineage: Eukaryota; Viridiplantae; Streptophyta; Magnoliopsida; Apiales; Apiaceae
Product: probable polygalacturonase
Exons: 6
Coding region: 281-1621 (446 amino acids)
Biological process (GO): carbohydrate metabolic process
Molecular function (GO): polygalacturonase activity
Source: RefSeq, a predicted model, not a curated record